UCUCGCGUAACCACGCGGUGCACGUGUGUUCGUCGGUUCCGUGUUGCGGUAGCCAUGGACCCCUUGGAUCGAGUUGUAAAGCCAAAAACAAAACGAGCCAAGAGAUUCCUUGAGAAGAGAGAACCGAAACUUAGUGAAAAUAUUAAAAAUGCUAUGCUGAUUAAAGGGGGAAAUGCAAAUUCAUUGGUGACACAAGUACUUAGAGAUGUGUAUGCAUUGAAAAAACCAUAUGGUGUUUUGUAUAAAAAGAAAAACAUUACAAGACCAUUUGAGGAUCAGACAUCAUUGGAAUUCUUUUCAAAGAAGUCAGAUUGCUCUUUAUUUAUGUUUGGUUCCCAUAAUAAGAAGCGGCCAAAUAAUCUAGUAAUAGGUCGUAUGUAUGACUACCAUGUGCUGGAUAUGAUCGAAUUAGGUGUCGAGAAGUUUGUCUCUCUAAACGAUAUCAAGAAUAGUAAAUGUCCUGAGGGAACAAAACCCAUGUUAAUAUUUGCGGGUGAUGAUUUUGAUGUAACAGAAGACUACAGAAGGCUAAAAAAUCUUCUUAUUGAUUUCUUCAGAGGCCCCACAGUAUCAAACAUCCGCCUGGCUGGUUUAGAGUAUGUUCUGCAUUUCACUGCACUCAAUGGAAAGAUUUACUUUCGAAGCUACAAGUUGCUGUUGAAGAAGUCUGGUUGUAAAACACCAAGGAUUGAGUUGGAAGAGAUGGGGCCCUCAUUGGAUCUGGUUCUGAGGAGGACACAUCUGGCAUCAGAUGAUCUUUAUAAACUAUCUAUGAAAAUGCCAAAAGCCCUCAAGCCAAAGAAGAAGAAAAAUGUCUCCCAUGAUACUUUUGGCACAACUUAUGGAAGGAUUCAUAUGCAGAAGCAAGACCUAAGCAAACUACAAACCAGGAAAAUGAAGGGGUUGAAGAAACGACCUGCAGAAAGGAUAACAGAAGAUCAGGAGAAAAAAUCAAAGAGAAUUAAAAAAAAUUGAUGGAACUUAGCCAAUAACUACA
Molecule: messenger RNA, 997 nt
Organism: Hyaena hyaena (striped hyena)
Lineage: Eukaryota; Metazoa; Chordata; Mammalia; Carnivora; Hyaenidae
Gene: RPF2
Product: ribosome production factor 2 homolog
Exons: 10
Coding region: 55-975 (306 amino acids)
Biological process (GO): ribosomal large subunit assembly; maturation of LSU-rRNA from tricistronic rRNA transcript (SSU-rRNA, 5.8S rRNA, LSU-rRNA)
Cellular component (GO): nucleolus
Molecular function (GO): rRNA binding
Source: RefSeq, a predicted model, not a curated record